Molecule: messenger RNA, 1764 nt
Organism: Triticum urartu
Lineage: Eukaryota; Viridiplantae; Streptophyta; Magnoliopsida; Poales; Poaceae
Product: putative serine/threonine-protein kinase PBL25
Biological process (GO): protein phosphorylation
Molecular function (GO): ATP binding; protein kinase activity
Source: RefSeq, a predicted model, not a curated record
AUGAGAAAAUUCAGGGUAUCAGGGAAGGCGUUUACAUCCAGUGCAUUCCAGAGGACGCCGACCUUCAACAUUCUAAUUUUAGAGCUCAACUGUGGCCCAAAACCGAGAGAGGUCCUAUUCUUGGCUGAGCACAUUGACCUCCACAAAAGGCACGGUGACAAUGCUCCUCCUACCCGAUCACAUCCCCUCCACAGGGAUCGCAUUCUUCUUGCAAGACGAGUGCGAUGGCAAUCUGUGACCAGGAUCUCGCAGCAAGGGAGGAGAACUCCUCGUCCAUGCUGCCAUUGCAUGUGCAAGGAGUCUUCUGGAUUGUACAGAGCAGAGAGGUUGGAGAUCUCGUGGUGGGCACGAGGAGGAGGUUCGGUUGAGAGGCACAUGCAUUGGGGAAUUCGGGCCGUGAAAUGCUUUUCAUGCUUCAGGCCUGAGAAGAAGACGUCGCCGAGGAGGACGGCAUCAGGGGAGGUCACCACCUCCCCUGUCGCAAAUGCCGCCGUCUCGACGCGAUCUGGAGCACCCCUCACGGAAUCUGAGGGUCUGAAACAUGGGCAAUCAUCAUCCGAAAUAAGAGCAAACGGUGAACCUGCCGAAAGGUCUAGCAUGGCCAAAAAUGCAAGAGCAUUCACAUACCGUGAGUUAGCGACAGCCACCAAGAACUUCCGCUCCGACUACCUUCUGGGAGAGGGGGGCUUUGGCAGGGUCUACAAGGGGCAGCUUGAAAAUGGCCAGAUUGUAGCUGUCAAACAACUAGACCUGAACGGAUUUCAAGGCAACCGCGAGUUCCUGGUUGAAGUCUUGAUGCUCAGCCUCUUACACCAUCCAAACCUGGUCAGCUUGGUAGGCUAUUGCGCAGACGGAGAUCAACGGCUACUGGUGUACGAGUACAUGGCCCUAGGUUCACUUGCAGACCACCUGCUUGAUAUCACUACUGAUCAAACACCACUAAGUUGGCAUAUAAGGAUGAAGAUAGCCCACGGAACCGCUAAGGGUCUCGAAUACCUCCAUGAGAAGGCUAACCCGCCGGUCAUCUACCGGGAUCUCAAGUCCCCCAACAUCCUUCUUGACGAGGAAUACAACCCUAAACUCUCAGACUUCGGGCUCGCAAAGCUUGGGCCUGUUGGGGAAAAGACACACGUCUCAACUCGAGUGAUGGGCACAUAUGGGUACUGUGCUCCAGAAUAUAUAAAAACAGGCCAGCUAACUAUCAAGACUGAUGUGUACAGUUUUGGGAUAUUCCUACUUGAGUUGAUCACAGGAAGAAAAGCUGUCGAUUCAACUAAACCAGCAAGUGAUCAAAUCUUGGUUAACUGGGCAAUGCCCAUUAUCAGAGAUAGGAGGAGGUACCAUGAGUUAGUAGACCCUCUUCUUAGAGGUGAAUACCCAGAAAAAGACUUGAGCCAUGCUGUGGCUGUGGCGGCAAUGUGCCUACAUGAGGAAGACUCUGCGCGGCCAUACAUGAGUGACGCUGUUGUCGCAUUGGGAUUCCUUGCAGAAGUUCCUGCUAGCUGUGAAGAGAAACCUAGUAUCGCGCCCCAAAAGAAGCAGGCUGAAGAUCCCCCAUUAUCUGAUGGAACUCAGCAAGAUAAGAGCACAUUCGAUCGUCAAAGAGUUGUUGCUCAGGCCAUCGAGUGGGGCGCCAUGAGGCAAAAACAGAAAGCUCAAACUCAAGGAAAGACAACUGAUUCUCAGUGCAUUACAGAUCCUACUGAAGCUAACAGGGUGUAAAAAGCCCAUGAAAACCAUGUGCAAAGUUUUUUAGGCUCCCUU